AUAUAAAACACCCUUGUUCCUUCUCUACUCAAUUCAUCAUUCUCAAAAAAUUAUAUUCGUCAUCAUCAUCAACACACAAAAAUAGAGAGAAGCAAAAACUCAAACAAAAGCACUAAGAGGAAAAAUGGAUUCCAACUCAGAUUGCAAUGACAAGAAGAAAAGUGUAAUGCAAUCAAUGCUGCUCUGCUGCAAGCUGCACAUAUCCGAAUCACGCAACAGAGAAGCUCUAGAACUCAUUGAGCGCGCUGCCAAACUUGAUCCUGAAACAGCCAUUAUUAACAUAUUUUCAGACUGUUAUUACAACCGUGUGAACUACACUCUUGUAUCAUAUGUUAUUCAUGACAGCACUGGGUGUCCCAUUUACAGCCCCUUGCAUCAAACUGUCGUGGCGAUUGUUGGUGCUGCCUAUGAUGCCAUAAAUCUCGAGCAGCACUCUGGUGCUCAUCCCCGCCUUGGUGUCGUGGAUGACAUUUUCAUUUAUCCACUGGCGCGAGCUUCCCUGGAUGAAGCUGCUUGGCUUGCUAAAAAGGUUGCAGCUGAUAUUGGAAACCGGUUUCAAGUACCUGUUUAUUUAUAUGCUGCGGCUCACCCUAUGGGGAAAGCACUAGACACCAUAAGGAGGGAGCUAGGCUAUUACCGGUCCAACUCCAGGGGCAUCCAGUGGGCAGGGUGGGCUCAACCAGAGCAGGUCCCAGUUAAACCCGAUGAAGGUCCAGACGUGGUGUCUCAAUCUAGAGGUAUUGUGAUGAUUGGAGCUCAUCAAUGGAUUGCCAUGUACAACAUCCCAAUCAUGUCCACGGAUCUCUCAGUUGCUAGACGAAUUGCUCAGAGGGUGAGUGCUCGAGGUGGUGGCCUACCCACCGUGCAAACUCUAGGCCUGUUUCACGGUGGGGACACAACCGAGAUAGCUUGCAUUCUGCUGGAACCAAACCAAAUUGGAGCUGAUCGCGUCCAGAACCAUGUUGAGACACUGGCAUCUCAAGAAAACUUGGAUGUCCAGAAAGGGUAUUUUACUGAUUUGUCACCUGAAAUGAUUAUUGAAAGAUAUAGGAAAUUAAUUUCCAAUUCAACAAACUGAUUUAUCUGUGUAAUCUCUGUAAAAGGCUACUCACUCUGAUUUAAGCUUCCUGUCAAUAAGAGAAUGCAUUGACAUAUCAUUCUCCUCAAUGUAACUGCACAUUGCAAACUGGAAUGGUGACUUUUUAGUUGUUAACUUUGAAAUUUAUAAUUGCAUGGUUCUUGGUGGGA
Capsicum annuum is the source of this 1248-nucleotide messenger RNA. Its product is annotated as glutamate formimidoyltransferase. NCBI's taxonomy places the organism in Eukaryota, Viridiplantae, Streptophyta, Magnoliopsida, Solanales, Solanaceae. The record is from RefSeq and is a predicted model, not a curated record. The coding region runs from base 125 to 1078 and encodes 317 amino acids. The transcript is spliced from 3 exons. Gene Ontology annotation, molecular function: folic acid binding; transferase activity.